Messenger RNA from Cuscuta epithymum, 2673 nucleotides. NCBI's taxonomy places the organism in Eukaryota, Viridiplantae, Streptophyta, Magnoliopsida, Solanales, Convolvulaceae. The record is from the annotation of a GenBank genome assembly.
AUUAAAUACAAGUUGCAAAGAGCCAUCGCCUCCGCCUCUCUCUCUACUCUCCAAAACUAACCAACCCGUCUCCUUCAUUAUCUUCAUCCUGUGUUGACUGAUCUCUCUCGCUUCGUUUCACACCACCAAACGCACCUUCCAUUCUCUCUCUACCCCAGCCAUGGCUUCCUCUUCCCUCUCCCAAGCUAUCCUCUCUCGCUCUAUCCCACGCCAUGGCACUACAUCCUCCGCCCCUCAACUCCGCUCCUGCUCACUUUCCCUCCCCAAUUUCAACGGGCUCAGGGCCUCCUACUCCACUAGCCACCGUCGCGUCGUCCCUUCUUCCGCCGCCGCCGCCGCCAUCCACCGCUCCUUAGCUGUGAGGGCGUCUGCUCCCGUCGAGACUUUGGAUAAAACUGACACUGCCCUUGUUGAUAAAUCAGUCAACACCAUUAGAUUCCUGGCAAUUGACGCAGUCGAGAAGGCGAAUUCGGGCCACCCAGGUCUGCCCAUGGGUUGCGCGCCGAUGGCUCACAUCUUGUACGACGAGUCUAUGCGGUACAACCCGAAGAACCCCUACUGGUUCAACCGUGACCGCUUCGUACUCUCCGCCGGCCAUGGAUGCAUGCUCCAUUACGCCCUGCUUCAUCUUGCCGGAUAUGAUUCUGUCAAGGAAGAGGACUUGAAAAGUUUCAGGCAAUGGGGAAGUAAGACCCCUGGUCACCCUGAGAACUUUGAGACACCCGGUAUUGAAGUCACUACUGGUCCUCUUGGACAAGGUAUUGCAAAUGCAGUUGGUUUGGCCCUUGCUGAAAGACAUUUGGCUGCCCGGUUCAACAAACCAGAUUGCGAGAUUGUUGACCACUACACAUAUUCCAUCCUUGGUGAUGGCUGCCAAAUGGAGGGAAUAUCAAAUGAGGCUUGUUCCCUUGCUGGACAUUGGGGGCUUGGCAAACUAAUUGCUUUUUAUGACGACAACCACAUCUCUAUUGACGGAGACACUGAAAUUGCUUUCACUGAGGACGUGGUUGCUCGUUUUGAGGCUCUAGGAUGGCAUGUUAUUUGGGUUAAGAACGGCAAUACUGGCUAUGACGAGAUCCGGGCUGCCAUCAAGGAAGCAAAGGCUGUUAAGGACAAGCCCACUUUGAUCAAGGUAACAACAACCAUUGGGUUCGGGUCACCCAACAAAGCAAACAGUUACAGUGUUCAUGGAAGUGCACUGGGAGCCAAGGAAGUUGAAGCAACUCGGAAAAAUCUUGGAUGGCCCUAUGAGCCAUUCCACGUGCCUGAAGAUGUGAAGAGUCAUUGGAGCCGCCAUAUCCCAGAAGGUGCAGCACUCGAAGCUGAAUGGAAUGCCAAAUUUAGUGAAUAUGAAAAGAAGUAUCCAGAAGAAGCUGCAGAUUUGAAGGCCAUCAUCACUGGCAAACUACCUACUGGUUGGGAGAAAGCACUUCCUACAUACACUCCAGAGAGUCCGGCUGAUUCCACCAGAAACCUGUCACAGCAAAACCUCAAUGCCCUUGCUAAGGUUCUCCCCGGAUUCCUUGGGGGCAGUGCAGAUCUUGCCUCUUCCAACAUGACCCUCUUGAAAAGUUUUGGCGACUUCCAGAAGAAUACUCCAGAAGAACGCAACUUAAGGUUUGGGGUUCGGGAACACGGAAUGGGAGCCAUCUGUAAUGGGAUUGCCCUCCACUCCCCUGGCCUCAUCCCCUACUGUGCAACAUUCUUUGUGUUCACCGACUACAUGAGACCGGCCAUCAGGAUCUCUGCCCUCUCUGGAGCUGGGGUCAUUUAUGUCAUGACCCAUGACUCUAUCGGUCUUGGAGAAGAUGGGCCCACGCAUCAGCCAAUCGAGCACCUGGCCAGUUUUAGAGCCAUGCCUAACAUCUUGAUGUUCCGUCCUGCUGACGGAAACGAGACAGCAGGCGCUUACAGGUUGGCAGUUCUCAACAGGAAUAGACCGUCAAUCCUUGCCCUCUCCCGCCAGAAGCUGCCCCAGCUACCUGGAACUUCCAUUGAAGGGGCUGCCAAGGGUGGUUACAUCAUAUCUGACAACACCUCUUCAGGAAAACCGGAUGUUAUUCUGAUCGGUACGGGGUCUGAAUUAGAAAUUGCCGCCAAAGCAGCUGAAGAACUGAGGAAGGAAGGGAAGGCUGUCAGGGUUGUUUCCUUUGUAUGCUGGGAGCUUUUUGAUGAUCAAACUGAUGAGUACAAGGAAAGUGUUCUUCCAUCUGAUGUGCCGACUAAGGUAAGUAUUGAGGCCGGGACGACUUUCGGGUGGGAGAAGAUUGUGGGACCCAAGGGUAAGGCCAUUGGUAUCGACAAAUUCGGUGCUAGUGCUCCUGCAGGGAAAAUAUACAAGGAGUAUGGGAUAACUGUUGAGGCCGUUGUGGCUGCAGCUAAAGCAACCUCUUGAGGUGAUGGAGAUAUUUUUAUUUUUUCUACUGUGGAAAUACCCUAUAUUUACAAUAAAAGUUUUUUCUGCUGUAAUUCUUCUCUUUUUUAUUUUUAAUUCUAUUGUACCAGUUGAGUAGCUCACUUAGAUAGAGCAACGAAGGUAUUAAGCCCGUCAUUUGUGAAUGAUUGGUAUGAGUUUGAACAAAAAUUAAUGAUGUCAAUUUUUGUAACUUUGUGUUUUCUUCUGCUUUUGUAACUUCAUAUGGUUGAUAAGCAGAUUAAGUAGGCUUUUUGACA